ACGGCCUCGCCUCACUCAGCCUCCUCCACAGCUGAUCGAUGCCAGAGUCGCCUACUCGCAAUGGCCGCGCGGUCAGUCUGCGUCCAGUCGCCCCCGCGUAACGCCGUUCUACGUUCCAGGGCGUAGCGAGCCCGAGGGUGGAGAAGGAAGAGCCGUAGACAUGCACGACAUCGAGGCCUUCGGCAAGUACCAGCUGACGAUUUACGGGCUCAUCACUUUACCGCUCAUCCUCUCCGCCGGCUUUACCCUCGACUACGUAUUCACCGCUGGCGAAGUCAAAUACAGGUGCCUCGUCCCAGAAUGUGAAAACGCGAACAGCACGUCGAUCGCGGGUCAGCAGCCAUGGCUGAACAAUUCGCUGUCCGACAAAAACUGCAUGCGCUUCGCUCCGCGAAGUUCGCAAUCAGGCGGCGAUUGUUCGGAUCCGAAUUUCUUCGAUAAGAACGAGACGCGACCGUGCGAAGCAUGGGUCUACGAUCCCGAGGAAGUCACUAUUCACAACGAGUGGGGAAUAACGUGCGACGCCAAUCGUUGGAAGCUCACGCUCGUCGGGACCAUAAACAACGUUGGCCAACUCGUCGGACUGACAUUCGCCUCAACAUUAUCCGAUAAGUAUGGCAGAAGGACGGUACUGACAUCUAUUACCUUCCUUGCGGGCCUUAGCGGCCUCAUACACUCCUUCUCCGUCAAUUACUGGAUGUUUAUCGCAUUUGAAUUCAUCGAUGCCUGCUUUGCCGCCGGAAUUUACAGCUCCGGCUUCAUUUACGCUAUGGAGAUGACUGGCGUAAAAAAAAGAAUUCUGGGCAGUACAGUGAUAUCGUGCAUUUACGCGGUUGGAGAAAUGUGGCUCGGUCUGGCAGCCAUGUGGGUGAAAAAUUGGAGAAUCCUUAUGAGGAUUAUUUAUGGGCCUGGAUUGCUUGUUAUACUACUUAUAUUCAUACUACCUGAAUCCGUCAGAUGGCUUUUGGCUAAUGACAGACGUGACAUGGCUGAAAAAGUCUAUCGUAAGAUGGCUCGUGUGAAUAAGCUCAGCGUCACGGAGGAAACGUUCUUGGAACUUAAGAAUGUAAAUAAUGAAAAGCCCAGUGAGAAGGAAGAGGAGGAGCACGAUAUUAAGGACGAGCGACGUAUCACUCAGAUUCGAAAAAGUCCUAAAAUACUUACGCGCCUACUAAUCUGCUCUUUUUGCUGGUUAACCAACACAUUUGUUUACUAUGGACUUUCGCUAAACUCCACGGAAUUCGCUGGCAACAAAUACAUCAACUUCAUCCUCGUAACCGCUAUCGAGAUACCCGGCAACAUCCUGGUCUUCCCUCUGCUCAACACUAUCGGUCGCAAAGCUACCCUCUGCAGCUCGUUCAUCCUCAGCGGCAUAUUCUGCCUGGCUAUUCAAUUUAUACCCAAAUUGGAAUAUGAUAAUCUCAAUUUUAUAUUGACUUUAACAGGAAUAUGGGCAAAUAUUGCUCUUGUACUUUACGUCUGCGGCAAAGGCUGCAUAACAAUGGCAUUUUCCACUUCGUACGUAUACACGACGGAAUUUUUCCCAACGACACUCAGGCAUUCGUUGCUCGGCAUCUGCAGCAUGACAGGACGCAUUGGCUCGAUUUUAGCACCUCAAACACCUCUGCUGGCGAGAUACAUCUACGAGGGACUGCCGUUGCUACUGUUCGGUAGCAUGAGCCUCACGGCGGGCAUCCUGUCGCUUACCUUCCCCGAGACCCUUGGCACGAAACUGCCGGACACUUUAUUAGAAGCCGAGCAAAUCGGGCUGAAGAAGAAAUCGAAGCAGCCACCGUCGAAUGGCUGCGCGGCUCUGCCCGCCUAAAUAGCUCCAACGGAUAAUCCAACGGCCCCAUCCACUCGCCCAUCCUCGUCCUGCAUAAACAAUGCUAUCA
Ceratosolen solmsi marchali is the source of this 1895-nucleotide messenger RNA. RefSeq names its product organic cation transporter protein. Gene Ontology annotation, biological process: transmembrane transport. Lineage: Eukaryota; Metazoa; Arthropoda; Insecta; Hymenoptera; Agaonidae. Bases 161 to 1825 code for a protein of 554 amino acids. The record is from RefSeq and is a predicted model, not a curated record. The transcript has 9 exons. Gene Ontology annotation, cellular component: membrane. Gene Ontology annotation, molecular function: transmembrane transporter activity.